Messenger RNA from Colletotrichum orchidophilum, 780 nucleotides. RefSeq lists its product as uncharacterized. Gene Ontology annotation, molecular function: DNA-binding transcription factor activity, RNA polymerase II-specific; RNA polymerase II cis-regulatory region sequence-specific DNA binding. The record is from RefSeq and is a predicted model, not a curated record. Gene Ontology annotation, biological process: regulation of transcription by RNA polymerase II. NCBI's taxonomy places the organism in Eukaryota, Fungi, Ascomycota, Sordariomycetes, Glomerellales, Glomerellaceae. The transcript has 2 exons. Gene Ontology annotation, cellular component: nucleus. Bases 1 to 780 code for a protein of 259 amino acids.
AUGGAUUCCUAUCUCGAGGAAACAUCUUACACCUUCUUCCCCAGUGUCGAGGGCAAUAGCCCGACGUACACAUUCGACCCUCAAUUCAUUCCCUUCCCCGCGUCAGAGGGCACCGAAACCUUCUUCUAUCCAUACUCAUUUCCGCAAUAUCAAACCCCAAUGCCUCUCAUAGAUAAUGUUUCUUCUCUGUCCUUGGACACCGAGCAUUCCACCAUCAACACCUCCUUCACUGCAUCCUCUCCCCGCUCAGACUUCUCAUCCAUCCCAAGCGAAGCCUUAGAUUUCGCAUCACCCCCAAGCACCAGCAGCGGACCAGUCUCACCACAAUCGCCCCCAAAUGAGGUGCAGUCUGAGAGCUGGUGCCCGGCAGAUCUCCACCAGAUGGGCUAUCUCGACGACGCCGGCAACUGGCGCUGCCGGUAUUCGGGCUGCUGCUCCUCUCGCGUUUUCCUGCGCGCGUGCGAUCUCAGAAAGCACUUCCGCGGCCACUCGAAAUACUUUUUCUGCACCGAAAAGAGAUGCCAGAAGGCGGGUGUCGGCUUCGCGACCCGCAAGGACUUUCAACGGCACAUGGGCUGUCAUAAGCCUGCUGUGAGGUGCAUGCAUCCCGAUUGCGAUCGCAUCUUCAGCCGCAAGGACAAUAUGAAAGAGCACUACAAGAAGAUCCAUCAGCGUUUGAGGAACAGCCUCUUCCCGAGGAAAUGCCGUCAAACCAAGAAGAGGGAGUCGCAGGUUCCUUCACCAGGGUCUAGCUGCUCUACUUGCUGGAUGGGAUGUUAA